Nicotiana attenuata is the source of this 657-nucleotide messenger RNA. RefSeq lists its product as uncharacterized. NCBI's taxonomy places the organism in Eukaryota, Viridiplantae, Streptophyta, Magnoliopsida, Solanales, Solanaceae. The transcript has a single exon. The record is from RefSeq and is a predicted model, not a curated record. The coding region runs from base 1 to 657 and encodes 218 amino acids.
AUGGUGUUUCUAGUAACCCCAUUUGAAUUCUUGAAUAGUAAAGCAGCUGAGGAAAGUGAAAGUUCAAUUCUUGUAGGGACCCCAGCUGAAUUCUUGGACUGUAAAUCAGCUGAGAAAAGUGAUAGUUCAAAUCUUGAUUCUUCAGGUACAAGGGGUACUACUAUGGAGAGAAAGAUAUUGGUAGACUUCUUAAAAGAAGUGGAUGAGUUUGAAAAUAUGAAUUGGAGUGAUACUGUUGAAGAGAAAAAAAUUGAGCCAAAGAGUAGAAAAACCUAUAAAGCAAAAGAUUGGAAAAGGACAUUGGCAUGCAAAUUUUAUGAGGAAAGGGAAAAUGCUAGUGAUAGCAGAAGUGAAGGAAUGGAUUUAUUGUGGGAAAAGUAUGAAAUGGAUGCCAUAAAAAACAGUGCAAACAGAAAUAAUAGAAAGAAGAAGAAGAUGAAGAGAAAAGGAGAGCUCAAGAGCUAUUUUAAAGAGGAAAAAAGAGAGGUGAAUGAGCACAUUGAGCAGUUGUGUUGCUUACAGGCACUAAAGUUGUCAGCUAGGAAAGUGAAUUUGGGAAUAGGAAGGGCUAAUAUUGUAAGAAUUUCUAAAGCAAUUAAAGGAUUUGGAUGGCUAUAUCAUGUAAACAAGAAAGUGCAUUGUGGAGAUAGAUUUUAA